Messenger RNA from Condylura cristata (star-nosed mole), 2337 nucleotides. RefSeq names its product Rho guanine nucleotide exchange factor (GEF) 38 (gene ARHGEF38). The transcript is spliced from 14 exons. Gene Ontology annotation, molecular function: guanyl-nucleotide exchange factor activity; protein binding. NCBI's taxonomy places the organism in Eukaryota, Metazoa, Chordata, Mammalia, Eulipotyphla, Talpidae. The record is from RefSeq and is a predicted model, not a curated record. Gene Ontology annotation, cellular component: cytoplasm. The coding region runs from base 1 to 2337 and encodes 778 amino acids.
AUGGAGCCCAAGGACGCCCCUGGGAGAGAAGCCCCGAGCGCCAAGAGAAACAACCUGGCCUUCCUGCGGCCCCGGCUCUACAUGCUGGAGAGGAGGAAGACGGACACGGUGGUCGAGAGCAGUGUGGCGGGGGACCGCUCCGGUCCCUUGAGGAGGAGCCAGUCAGACAGGACCGAGUACAGCCAGAAACUGCAAGAAAAGAUGACCCCCCAGGCCGGAUGUUCUGCUGGGGAGAGUCCAAGCCAGGAGGACGAGCAUCAGAUGCAGAGAAUGAUGGCAAAGCGGUCCAAGAUCAUCAAGGAGCUGAUCCAGACAGAAAGGGACUACCUGAAUGACCUGGAGCUGUGUAUUCGGGAAGUGGUUCAGCCCUUGAGAAGUAAACAGGUUGAUGGGCUGGCCGUGGAUAGCUUGUUUAGCAACAUUGAAUCCGUGCAUCAGAUAUCAGCCAUGCUGCUGGCAUCCCUGGAAGAGGCUACGGCAGAUGUGGAACCAGCCCGGCAAGUCAUCGGGGAAGUCUUCUUGCGGAUGAAAGGGCCGCUGGAAGACAUUUAUAAAAUCUACUGCUAUCACCACGACGAAGCCCAUGGUGUGCUGGAGUCCUACGAAAAGGAAGAAGAACUGAAGCAGCAUUUGAGCCACUGUAUCCAGUCCUUAAAGAAAAUAUACAUGCAAGAAAGCAAACCAAACUUACUGGACAUGGGGUCUCUGAUGAUCAAGCCCAUCCAGCGUGUGAUGAAAUAUCCCCUGUUGCUGUGCGAGCUGCGCAAUGCCACCCCCGCUUCGCACCCCGACUUCAGGGCCCUGGAGGACGCCUUCGAGGCAGUGAGGGACAUUAACGUCAACAUCAACGAGCUGAAAAGACGCAAGGACCUCGUUCUAAAAUACAAGAAGAACGAUGAGGAUGAAUCACUCAAAGACAAACUGUCUAAACUGAAUAUUCAUUCAAUUAGCAAGAAAUCAAAAAGAGUGACAAAUCACCUAAAGAUCCUGACCAGAGGCGACUCACAGGUGAAAGACAGUACCUUUAAUCGAGAAGAGAAGCUAUUCCGGUCCUUGGAAAAGACCGUAAGGCACUGUGUAAAGAGCACUGCAUUCUGUCUCCAGCACAUGCAGGAAGCCAUGCCCUUAGCCCUGCAGAGUGCGAUGGGGCUCCACGAGAUCUCGUACAGCAAAGAUGAGGCGGAGAGGGGCUGUCCCGAGUCCCCCAGGAGUGCCCCAAAUCCCUGCGACAACUUUGCGGCUCAUCUGCAGAGACUGGUGCUGACGCCCCUGUCUGCCUUGCUGUCCCUCUUCCCGGGGCCCCAGAAGCUCAUCCAGAAGCGCUACGACAAGCUGCUGGACUACAACGGCUACCUGCAGCGGGCGGCAGGUGCCGAGUCGGACCUGGCCAAGAAGGAGUACGAGGCCCUCAACGCCCAGCUCGUGGAGGAGCUGCAGCUCUUCAACCAGGCGGCGCGGAAGAUUCUGUGGAACUGCCUGUGCGCCUUCAUCACCCUCCUCAGGGACCUGACGCUGGUGGCCCAGCGCCUUUACCCCACACUGCGGCUGGCUCCCCUGUCGGCCUCCAGCAUCUCUGAAAUUCAGAAUCGAGUGCUAGAGGAGGUUCAGAACCUGAGCUUCGUAAAGGACAACAGCGCCACCUUCAUCGAGAGGAAGCUCAGUUUUGAAAAGAAGAAGCCUGUGCAAAUUCUGCCAGAGGCACCGCGCCAGACCGAUGCCCACCGCGCCAAGCUCCUCUCCACCUGCGGCGCACAGGGGCUCUACCAGGCCAAGCGCAAGUGCAACGCCACCCAGGAGCUGGACAUCGACCUGCUGGAAGGGGAGCUGGUGGCCGUGAUGGAACAGAAGGACCCCCUGGGGAGCACCAGCAGGUGGCUGGUGGACACAGGGGCUGCAAAGGGCUACGUGUACUCCUCCUUCCUCAGACCCUACAAUCCAGCCAGAGCGCAGAAGGCAGGUGGCGACAGCAGGCUGCGCGAGGAGGAUUUUGAUAACAUCAGCCUCUUUGUGUCCUCCCGGCCAGCCAGUGGCAGCGUGGCAGGCACCCCCGAGGGCAGCGUGAGCGACAGCAGCUCCUCGCUCAGUGGCACAUCUGGGAAGUUCGAGGCAAACGGCACGGACGCCGACAGCUUUCAAGAGGUGGAAGAUCAGAUUUUCUAUGCAGUCCAUGCCUUUCAAGCACGGAGUGACCAUGAACUCAGCCUUCAGGAAUACCAGAGGGUGAAUAUACUUAGAUUUUGCGACCUAAGUGGCAAUAAAGAGUGGUGGCUGGCCGAAGCUCAAGGGCAGAAGGGGUAUGUGCCAGCUAACUACCUGGGGAAGAUGACUUAUGCCUAA